AUGGAUCAAAUUCGAAGCGAUUCAAGUUCUAACGAAGAUGAAAACGAUGACAUACCUGAUUUAUCCACUCUCAGACCCUUCAAUUUUGAACCAGAAUUUUCUUUGGAAGAGCUGAAUAAAUUAGGAACGUGUAGUUCCGAGAGUGAUGAGGAAGAAGAUGAAGUUUCAAGGAUCGGCAAUAAUAACUGGUGCCAAUGCGGUGGUCACUGUAGAGCGAUGGAGUCGUACAGUGAAAGCUUGUGUUGCAGGGAUACAAAUGAAAUUCCUGACAAUCAUUUUGAGGCCGAAACUUUUGGGAUGGUUUGUCUAUGUAAACCAGUACUAACCACUGCACUGUCUGCUCUAAAUAAUUUAAGGGGCGAUGCAAUGCACACGGAUAAUUGUUCACUACGUUUUGCCGGUUAUAAACAGUACACAUGGUGGAUACAUAACAGAUUGGGAAAAGGUGUGCGAAAAAUUAUACCGUCGUGUGCUUUAUGGGCAAUUUGUAAUAAAUAUCCAUCUGAAAAUGGUUUUUAUAUCCAAUUCACGGAGAGCAAAUCCGACGACAAACGACUGUAUGAAAACACGGAUUCCGAUUCUGAAUAA
This is a messenger RNA of Hydractinia symbiolongicarpus, 588 nucleotides long. RefSeq lists its product as uncharacterized. NCBI's taxonomy places the organism in Eukaryota, Metazoa, Cnidaria, Hydrozoa, Anthoathecata, Hydractiniidae. The transcript is spliced from 3 exons. The record is from RefSeq and is a predicted model, not a curated record. Bases 1 to 588 code for a protein of 195 amino acids.